AUGAAAGUAGUGCCAGAGCCGCCCAGAGCUGUUUUAACUCUGCAGCCUCAACGGACACCGACGGGGAUAUACCAAGGAGAGACCGUCACUCUCCGAUGUGACAUACAGGACGACGGAGUCGCUGACUGGGAGUACCAGUGGUACAGAGGUCUUAACGGCCUCGUUUACUCCUCCAGUCAGAAUGAAUGCCGUCUCGGUCCUGUUGAAGCGGCUCAUAAUGGUGUCUACAGCUGCAUGGGAGUGCGGAGGAGCAACUCCCAGAAGUCCAGCGUCAGCGAGGACGUCACACUAACCGUGUCAUGGAAGGUUUCUCCUCACCUGACCAUGUCUCCUUCAUGGUGGGUGAAUGCUGGAGACUCAGUAACGCUGAGCUGUGAGGUUGGAGAUGCGUAUACAGGCUGGACGUUCUCCUGGUACAAGACUGUACCCUACAGGGAAGGGUUCCCCUCUUAUCCAGACAAGGACUUCUUUCCAGAGCUGCUACCGGACAGUGACGGAGGGGCUGGAGGCUCCUACUCUCUCAGCCUGGUUGGUCUGAGUCACAGAGAGAGAUAUGUGUGUAGAGCUGAGAGAGGAGACCCAGUCUAUUACACAGACUUCAGUGAACUCCAGUUUCUCUGGGUAGAAGGUCUGUCUCCUUCAGCCUCUCUGACUGUCAGUCCCAACAGAGUUCAGUUCUUUUACAAUGAGUCUGUCUCGCUGGGCUGUGCUGUGCAGGGGGACUCUAAUAGAUGGAGAGUGAAGAGGUACUUGCGAUGGGAAGAACCCAAAGUAUUAGAGUGUCCUACUGACUGGGGAUCAGUGACAGGAUCCACGUGCAUCUUCACAACUACAGAUGUCUGGUCAGACACUGGCGUGUACUGGUGUGAGUCUGAGUCGGGAGAGUACAGUAAUGCCGUCAACAUCACAGUGACCCUUAAGGGCGUGGCCCUGGAAAGCCCCGCCCUUCCUGUGACUGAGGGAGAUUCUGUGACUCUACGCUGCAGAUAUCAGGGGACCCCAUCAAACCUCAGUGCCGAGUUUCAUAAAUGGAUGGACAAUGGCUACCUCACUAAGACUGAGCUAACAGGAGAGAUGACCAUCCCUGCAGCAACAAAGUCAGAUGAAGGAUGGUACCGGUGUAAACAACUCGACCAGGGAGAAUCACAUGGGAGCUGGGUGUCUAUCUCUUCCUCCUCUCCUCCAGACCCAGUGUGGUCCAUCUCUUUGCUCAUUCUGCUGUGUAGUUUAUUGGUGGUUUCUAUCUUCCUGCUGGUGACCAUUGCACUGGUGGUGAAAUGCUGUAAGGCUCGAGAGGUACCCGCGGCGUACAGAGGUACCCGCGGCGUACAGAGGUACCCGCGGCGUACAGGGGUACCCGCGGCGUACAGGGGUACCCGCGGCGUACAGGGGUAA
This is a messenger RNA of Oncorhynchus masou masou (cherry salmon), 1395 nucleotides long. Its product is annotated as Fc receptor-like protein 2. Gene Ontology annotation, molecular function: transmembrane signaling receptor activity. Lineage: Eukaryota; Metazoa; Chordata; Actinopteri; Salmoniformes; Salmonidae. The transcript has 8 exons. Gene Ontology annotation, biological process: cell surface receptor signaling pathway. The coding region runs from base 1 to 1395 and encodes 464 amino acids. The record is from RefSeq and is a predicted model, not a curated record. Gene Ontology annotation, cellular component: plasma membrane.